Molecule: messenger RNA, 8718 nt
Organism: Urocitellus parryii (Arctic ground squirrel)
Lineage: Eukaryota; Metazoa; Chordata; Mammalia; Rodentia; Sciuridae
Gene: Znf609
Product: zinc finger protein 609
Biological process (GO): regulation of transcription by RNA polymerase II
Cellular component (GO): nucleus
Source: RefSeq, a predicted model, not a curated record
GAGGCCUGGGCCCCAUAGCAGCGGCGGCUCUACGGCCCGGGGCCCCGGGCGGGCGGAGGUGGCGGCUCCCGGGACCGGCCGCGCGCAAUGAUGUUGUCCACUGGGCAUGUACUGACCAAUGUGGCAGGUCUGAGAACAUAGCUGAAGCUGAAAAUAGGAAAGCUGGGGGCAAGGAAGAGCCUUGAAUCUUGAGGUGGGACGUUGACUCUAAGAUGUCCUUGAGCAGUGGAGCCUCCGGAGGGAAAGGAGUGGAUGCAAACCCUGUUGAGACAUACGACAGUGGGGAUGAAUGGGACAUUGGAGUAGGGAAUCUCAUCAUUGACCUGGACGCCGAUCUGGAAAAGGACCAGCAGAAACUGGAAAUGUCAGGCUCAAAGGAGGUGGGGAUACCAGCUCCCAAUGCUGUGGCCACACUACCAGACAACAUCAAGUUUGUGACCCCAGUGCCAGGUCCUCAAGGGAAGGAAGGCAAAUCAAAAUCCAAAAGGAAUAAGAGUGGAAAAGACACUAGCAAACCCACUCCAGGGACUUCCUUGUUCACUCCAAGUGAGGGGGCAGCUAGCAAGAAAGAGGUGCAGGGGCGCUCAGGAGAUGGUGCCAAUGCAGGAGGCCUGGUUGCUGCUAUUGCUCCCAAGGGCUCAGAGAAGGCCGGUAAGGCAUCCCGCAGUGUAGCCGGCUCCAAAAAGGAGAAGGAGAACAGCUCGUCUAAGAGCAAGAAGGAGAGAAGCGAAGGAGUGGGGACUUGUUCAGAAAAGGAUCCUGGGGUCCUCCAGCCGGUUCCCUUGGGAGGACGGGGUGGUCAGUAUGAUGGAAGUACAGGGGUGGAUACAGGAGCUGUGGAGCCACUUGGGAGUAUAGCUCUUGAGCCUGGGGCAGCACUCAAUCCUUUGGGAACUAAACCGGAGCCAGAGGAAGGGGAGAAUGAGUGUCGCCCGCUAAAGAAAGUCAAGUCUGAAAAGAUGGAGUCCCCUGUCUCCACACCAGCAGUGCUGCCUCUGCACCUUUUGGUGCCAGUGGUCAAUAAUGACAUCUCAUCUCCCUGUGAGCAGAUUAUGGUUCGGACAAGAUCAGUUGGUGUCAACACAUGUGAUGUGGCUUUAGCCACAGAGCCUGAGUGCUUGGGCCCUUGUGAACCUGGAACCAGUGUCAACCUCGAAGGCAUCGUGUGGCAGGAAACAGAAGAUGGUAUGUUGGUGGUAAAUGUAACAUGGAGGAACAAGACAUAUGUAGGUACACUUCUUGACUGCACACGGCAUGAUUGGGCACCCCCAAGAUUCUGUGACUCACCCACCAGUGACUUGGAAAUGCGCAAUGGUCGAGGUAGAGGCAAACGCAUGCGUCCGAACAGUAACACACCUGUCAACGAGACAACCACAGCCUCUGAGAGCAAAGGGACCAGCAGCAGCAGCAAAACCCGAGCAGGAGCCAAUAGCAAAGGCCGCCGGGGCAGCCAGAAUUCUUCAGAGCAUCGCCCACCUGCCAGCAGCACUUCAGAAGAUGUGAAGGCCAGCCCUUCCUCAGCUAAUAAGCGGAAAAAUAAACCCCUUUCAGACAUGGAGCUGAAUUCUAGCUCAGAGGACUCCAAAGGGAGCAAGCGUGUCCGUACAAAUUCCAUGGGCUCAGCCACUGGCCCCCUCCCUGGGACCAAGGUGGAACCCACUGUUCUAGAUAGAAAUUGUCCCUCUCCAGUUCUAAUUGACUGUCCCCACCCAAACUGCAACAAGAAGUACAAGCACAUCAAUGGACUUAAGUAUCACCAAGCUCAUGCCCAUACAGAUGAUGACAGCAAGCCUGAAGCAGAUGGAGACAGUGAGUAUGGAGAAGAGCCCACCCUCCAUGCAGACCUCGGGAGCUGCAAUGGUGCACCUGUCUCACAGAAAGGUUCCUUGUCCCCUGCCCGUUCAGCUACCCCCAAAGUUCGGCUCGUGGAGCCUCAUAGUCCCUCUCCUUCAAAUAAAUUCAGCACAAAAGGCCUCUGUAAGAAAAAAUUGAGCGGGGAAGGGGACACAGACCUUGGGGCCUUAUCCAAUGAUGGCUCUGAUGAUGGACCCUCAGUAGUGGAUGAAACAAGCAAUGACGCCUUUGAUUCUUUGGAAAGGAAGUGUAUGGAAAAAGAGAAAUGUAAAAAACCCUCUAGUUUGAAACCUGAAAAGAUUCCUUCCAAGAGCUUAAAGUCAGCCCGGCCCAUUGCCCCUGCUAUCCCCCCACAGCAAAUCUACACUUUCCAGACAGCUACCUUCACAGCAGCAAGCCCAGGCUCCUCCUCAGGCUUGACCACCACAGUGGUUCAAGCCAUGCCUAACAGUCCUCAACUCAAGCCCAUUCAGCCCAAGCCCACUGUUAUGGGAGAACCUUUUUCAGUCAACCCUGCCUUGACUCCAGCCAAGGACAAGAAAAAGAAAGACAAAAAAAAGAAGGAAUCUUCUAAGGAACUUGAAAGUCCUCUGACCCCUGGGAAGGUAUGUCGAACAGAAGAAGGCAAAAGUCCAUUCAGGGAAUCAUCAGGAGAUGGGAUGAAAAUGGAAGGACUCCUGAAUGGCUCAUCAGACCCCCAUCAAAGCCGACUGGCUAGCAUCAAGGCUGAAGCUGAUAAAAUCUACAGCUUCACAGACAAUGCCCCCAGCCCUUCAAUUGGAGGCAGCAGCCGCCUAGAUAGCACAACCCCUACCCAGCCCCUGACUCCCUUACAUGUAGUGACCCAGAAUGGAGCUGAAGCCAGCUCAGUCAAAACCAAUAGCCCUGCAUACUCUGACAUCUCUGAUGCUGGGGAGGAUGGGGAAGGCAAGGUGGACAGUGUCAAAUCAAAGGACCCUGAACAGUUGGUUAAGGAAGGGGCUAAGAAAACUCUUUUCCCUCCUCAGCCACAGAGCAAAGACUCACCAUAUUAUCAAGGCUUUGAGAGUUACUACUCUCCAAGUUAUGCACAGUCUAGCCCAGGGGCUCUGAACCCCAGCAACCAGGCAGGAGUGGAGAGCCAGGCCCUGAARAUGAAAAAGGAUGAGGAACCUGAGAGUAUAGAGGGGAAAGUGAAGAAUGAUGUCUGUGAGGAAAAGAAGCCUGAACUGAGUUCCAGUCAGCAGCCCUCAGUCAUCCAGCAACGGCCCAACAUGUACAUGCAGUCCCUGUAUUACAACCAGUAUGCCUAUGUGCCCCCCUAUGGCUACAGUGACCAGAGUUACCACACUCACCUCCUGAGCACUAACACGGCUUACCGGCAGCAAUAUGAAGAACAACAGAAAAGGCAGAGCUUGGAGCAGCAGCAGCGGGGACUGGACAAGAAGGCAGAGAUGGGCCUGAAGGAACGAGAGGCAGCACUCAAGGACGAGUGGAAGCAAAAGCCGUCAAUUCCACCUACCCUCACCAAGGCUCCCAGCUUAACAGACCUGGUGAAGUCAGGACCCAGCAAAGCCAAGGAGCCAGGGACUGAUCCUGCCAAGUCAGUCAUCAUUCCCAAGUUAGAUGACUCUUCAAAACUCCCCAGCCAAGCCCCUGAAGGCCUUAAAGUGAAGCUGAAUGAGACCGGCCACCUAGGCAAGGAGGCCUCUGAGGCUAAGACAGGCACAGAGUGUGGCCGACAGGCAGAGGUGGAUCCAAUACUCUGGUACCGACAGGAGGCAGAACCCCGGAUGUGGACAUAUGUUUAUCCUGCCAAGUACUCAGAUAUAAAGUCAGAGGAUGAGCGGUGGAAAGAGGAACGGGAUCGCAAAUUGAAGGAGGAAAGGAGUCGGAGUAAGGACUCUAUCCCCAAGGAGGAUGGGAAGGAAAGCACAAGUAGUGACUGCAAGCUGCCCACGUCUGAGGAGUCCCGCCUUGGGAGCAAGGAGCCGCGACCAAGUGUCCAUGUGCCUGUGUCCUCUCCCCUCACCCAGCACCAGUCCUACAUCCCUUAUAUGCACGGCUACUCCUACAGCCAGUCCUAUGAUCCCAACCACCCCAGCUACAGGGGCAUGCCUGCUGUGAUGAUGCAGAACUACCCAGGUUCCUAUUUGCCUUCCAGCUAUUCUUUCUCCCCAUAUGGCAGCAAGGUCUCAGGUGGUGAAGAUGCCGACAAGGCACGAGCCAGCCCCAAUGUCAGUUGUAAAUCCAGCUCAGAGUCCAAAGCCCUGGACAUCUUGCAGCAGCAUGCCAGUCACUACAAGAGCAAGUCUCCCACGAUAAAUGAUAAAACUUCUCAGGAGAGAGAUCGGGGAGUCUGUGGGGUGGUUGGGGGUGGCAGCAGCUGUAGCAGUGUUGGGGGAUCAGGCGGGGGUGAUCGAAGUGUCGACCGGCCCCGUACCUCCCCUUCCCAGCGUCUGAUGUCCACACACCACCACCACCACCACUUGGGGUAUUCAUUGCUCCCAGCACAGUACAACCUACCCUAUGCAGCAGGGCUUUCUUCUACAGCCAUUGUUGCCAGCCAGCAAGGCUCAACUCCCUCACUGUACCCACCCCCCAGGAGGUGAGAAUGAACACCAAGUGCCCGGAUAAAGUCAACUUCACGGGCCUGGACUGGCUCACCCAAGGAGGUGCUGGACGUGCCAUUUAGACAUCAGUUAAAUGGUGUUGAUCAUCCUGUUUGCCGUUCCUACCAUGACUGAAGGCAGACCCUUGGCUCUCUCGCCUCCACCAGACCCCUGGAACUCCCUGACCCUCCCUCUUCCUCAGGACCUGGAGAGCUGAUACUUAGCAAAAAUAUUUAUUCUCUAAGCCACAUCAUGGCUUUGUCACCUCUGUGGAGAUGAAGGCACGGGGAGCAACCAGGGGAACAACCAGGGGAACAUGGCCUCAGCCCAGAGAAGUCACUGCUCUUUUCCCCAAGGCCUUGGUCUGCUACCGGAGCAGUACACCCCCAGAGAGGGGACCCCACCCCCACCCCGCAAGCGCUGGGUAAGGUCUGAAGACAGCACAGCAGCCAUACCCCCUCUACCAUCAUUACCACCAUCAUCAGUUCCUGCAUCUCCCCAGUGGUUUGGGCCCUGGGAACAGACAGCAUGUGGAGGAAUUAGAAUCUCAGGAAAAGAUAUUGGGGGGCUGUUUUCUCUGUGUGAAAACAAGGUCUUCAAACAUAGAGGACCAGGACCCCUCCCCCCACCCCGCCGCCCAAUGUGAGCACAUAUAAACGCUCAGAGCCUAGCCUAGAAAGGAAGACCAAGGCAUUUGCCCCACCAUAGCCUUGAAGCUGCCUGUCAAGCAGAGGGGCAGGGGUUUCAACACCAGCACAGGGCUCCCCAGGGAUACCCUGAAUGAGUUGGAGCAUGAAAUUGAAACUGCAUCCCCACUAGGUCCUGCUGCUUCUUAUCUCCCAACUCCUUGUCUUUUUCUCUUCCCUCCUAACCCCUUGGUGCUUUUCCCAGGGGGAUCCCCACACUGAUCUUGCCUCUUCUUUUCCACUGCUUGGCUCUUAAGACUCAGGCAGAUAAAAUAGUAUUCCCCCAGCAUGGGGAAGCUUGGAGUCUACUGGGUCACUUUAGGGCAAGACCCAGAAGGCAGGCCCUGGGAGCACCCAGCAGUUCUUGGAGAUGUCCUGUGCAUUCAGCCAUUUGAGUAACUUCCUCAUUUAGGGCUACAAAUGUAUACAGCCCAGUUCUGUCAACAAGUACAUGACUUUAUAUAGCUCAAUCUAUAACCUCCGUGUGUGCCAAUAUAAACUGUGUCUUUGUAACACAAGUUUUUGUUUUAGGGGCCACUGGCCAUAGGAGGCCUUUUGUUCCUCAGACCCUGGGAAAAUACAUCCUAGCAUUGCUUGUCAGAGUUGUAGUGAAUUCAGUGGAGCUGUGCUUUGAGAUAGCAAACAUUUCUCUGCUUUCCUUAGAAAUUCAGUCUCUCUGGGUCCAAGCUUUAUGCUCUGUACACUGGGAAAAUGAUAAUGAUUCAGUGCUUUAUUGGAGUCACUUCUUCCCUGGAGUGUGGGAAGUAUUAGCUCUUUGCUUUUGUGAGGGGUCAUCUCUUUGUUCUCCUCCCCUCCUAUCUUUCUUUGACCCUCUGGAUUGAGAGAGAAAGAUUGACAGACACUUGCCAAGGCUAGAGAAUUUGUGACCAGAGUGCCAAAAGUGACAAUUUAAGAGCAGGAAUAUGACUGUGACUUAAUUUGGAGAAUGAGAAUAGGAGGACAGUAAGCACAAUGCCCAGUUGAGGGUGGUUUCUAAAAAUUCUGCAGCCCUAUACAUAGAUGGGCCUAGGUCAUUUGUCCAAGAGGAGAGCCCCUCUGAUCUACAGACCUUUUCUCUAGACUCUCAAGUCCUUGUUUUUUGUUCAUGUUGGGUUCUUAGCCUUCCCCAAAAGCCCCUUACUUUAGACCUGUUGACAAGGUCCCAAGCAGCCUCCCUCACAGCCAUCAUCCCUCUGCCUCCUGCUGCCCAGUGGGUAGUGCCCUGAAUAGUGACUUCCCUUUUAUCUAUGGAAGUAGCUGGAAGACAGCUUCAUUCCACCUAACCUGAGUCACCCCUACCAAGAGAGUGACUAAAUUUCAGCCUAAUUAUGCCUUCCCAGGCUCCUGUGGGGUGGAGCCAAGAGCCCAUCUCUGUUGUUUUAAAAUAUUGUGUGUUUGUAUCUGUGGCGCUGGCCUGCAGCGUGCUCUGUACAUAUUGUAAAGAAACCGUUGGAAUAAUUUUCUUUCUCUUUGGGCAGGCAUGGCCCCACACUCCUGCCUUUCCACUUAGUUCUGUGACACAGAAAGGAGGAACUUCUGUAUUUGUAGAGCAGCCUUGGAUUUUGCAGAAGGGAACAGCUGCUUCCCCCCACCCUUUAAAAAACAUUUAGCUCUUUGAUCCUUAUAUCAAAAGUCUCCCUCAAAGAGUAGGAGCUGCCCAGAAGAGCAGGUGAAAACAACAGUGGCAGAAUGGCACUGCCUGCCUUCUCUUCACCCUGAUCUUUCCUGGGUACAAUCUUCCCUGAAAUAACAUGAUGCAGAAGUAGAAGCAGCAGCUGUGGUGAAUCCUUGACAAGUGCUAAGUGAAAGAUUUGCUGUCCACCUCUCCUAUAUGGGGAGGAGCAACACAGGUAAGGGCUACCUGUGGCACCCAUGACCUAGUCAGAGGGAUGAGACACUCAACAAUGAUCUCUACCCCCACCAGCAGAGGCUAGAAAAGGUUACUGGUCAAGGGUCCAGACACCCAAACCAAGCCUCUCUCUGAGCCAUCCCUGCCCAGGUCCCUACAAACAUAGCUCCCUGGGCACUCCCAUGGAAGAGAAGCUACAGGGAAAGAGGACCUCAUCCCCAGGAAGGGCAGCUUGGAGAGCUGCUCUUUAGGAUUCAUGACCGCUUCCUCAUUUAAGGUGUGCUGGUUCCCUUCAUCCUCAGUCCCUGCCUUAUUCAUGUGUGUGUGUGCGUGCAUGGAGUUUCCUUCUUUCCCCACUUUCUCCACACAUCUCAAGGACAAAGAACCACACACAGACGGGUAAGAAGGCACCCAAUGAGAUGAAAUGGUCAUUUCUUGACUUUCUUCUCCAGACUCCAGGGUGUAGGGGUAGGAGAACUUAGUUUAAGGAGUUGGGGAUUAAGACUACAGAAGGGCUAGAGAAUUGUAUAGAAGCUUUGAGGCCCCUUCAUGUCACAUACUUCCCCAUUUGUCCCAUUUCCAUCCCAGUGUCUACUUUGACGCCCCCAAGAUCCAACUGGGCAGCUAGUUGGCUCCAGAAUUCUGGGCCUUUGUCAUUUGUUUUAUUACUAGGGCAUCCCAGGAAGCUUUCCAGUGAUACCCUGCCAUGGGCUCCUUCUGAGAUUGAGCUCCUCCCAGGCCCUGUCCCCCAGCCCCUCCUGCCCGAGCCCACCCGCUUGCCUUGGUGCUCAGCCCUCCCACUGGGAGCAGGUUGGGGCAAGCUGGAGGCCAGGGCUGGAGGGGCAGUGUUGCUGUUCAUAGCUUUUAUUCCAUUGGCGUUGCUCUGUUGGAUUUAAUUUCAGUCUUCCUGAUUGUUCCCUUCUGUAAAAGUGUAAAUUACCAAGUUCCUUGUUUUUUUUUAUAUAUAUAUAUAAAUAUAUAUAUAUACAAACUGUACUCUUUUUGCCUUUGUACAUUCAGGCAAGAAGAGAAAAUAAAUCUUUUUAAGAGACAAUCACAAAUCUGUGAGGGCUGCUGGUUAUUUCUCCUGGAGUUUGCUGCUAAGCUGCCUCUUCCUUCCUCCGAACUUUUCUGUUUUCCCUCAGCUUUCCCAGUCUUCUGGUCCUGCUACAUGUGCAUCCUCAGCUUCCCUGGCUAAUGGCAAGCUGUUGAAUCUAGUGUCCCAACUACCUGCCCUGUAGCCCUUUCCUGCCCAGCAUUGUUUUCUGACUUGGUCACUGGCUUAGCCCAGAAGCUCUGUCCUAGCCUCUCCUCUUUUCACCCUUAGACCCCACUCACCAAAGUGGCUUUGGACCCCUUGGUAUUCUGGGACCAAUCUCCCAGAGGCCCUAGUUUGGAUGCUCACCCAAGAACUAUGCAGCUGGGAGCUCUCUACCUAAGAGUUUGCACUACUUGAACCCGCCUGGGGGGUUAGGAAUGACUGGAAAAGGACUCCUAUUGCUCUACCCAUCCCACCCUCACACAUUCCAGUCUCCAAAGUGCUCUGCUCCAGAGCCCAGAGAAUCAUUCUUUGCUGGUGGACUCCUAUGUUACCCCAUCAGAAAAAGGGCUAAGGGGUUAUGGAUCAAGAGCAUUUGAUCAGAAUUUAAAAGGGUGGUAUCUUCUGAAACACAGCCCAACCAAACCAUUGUUCCCCAUUUCUCCUUUCCUCUGCCUUCCUACUUCCCUGCUUUUUUUC